GCUGCGGGGGUCUGGGAAGGACUAAGUCGCUCGCCGCUGCCGGGAGCGCACUCGCGGCUCCUGAAGUGUUGCCGCCUCGCAGUUCCUCGCUCGCCGCGCUCCUAGAAGGGGCGGCCGCCUCCAGGUGACACAGACGGGACUCUCGCUUGCGCUUUCCAGAUGCAUCAGAGAUACUUUUGGACCGACCAGGGCCCAGUGGCGUUCGGCGGGCACUUCAUGGCGGAAGGCGAAGGGUACUUUGCCAUGGCUGAGGACGAGCUGGCCGGCGGCCCUUACAUCCCCCUGGCCGGAGACUUUAGCGGCGGCGACUUCGGCGGCGGCGGCGGCGGCGGCGGGCACUGCUUGGACUAUUGCGAAAGCCCCACGGCGCACUGCAACGUGCUGAACUGGGAGCAAGUGCAGCGGCUGGACGGCAUCCUGAGCGAGACCAUCCCGAUCCACGGGCGCGGCAACUUCCCCACGCUCGAGCUGCAGCCCAGCCUGAUCGUGAAGGUGGUGCGGCGGCGCCUGGCCGAGAAGCGCAUCGGCGUCCGCGACGUGCGCCUCAACGGCUCGGCCGCCAGCCACGUCCUGCACCAGGACAGCGGCCUGGGCUACAAGGAUCUGGACCUCAUCUUCUGCGCCGACCUGCGCGGGGAAGAGGAGUUUCAGACUGUGAAGGACGUCGUGCUGGACUGCCUGUUGGACUUCUUACCCGAAGGGGUGAACAAAGAGAAGAUCACACCACUCACACUCAAGGAAGCUUAUGUGCAGAAAAUGGUUAAAGUGUGCAAUGACUCUGACCGAUGGAGUCUUAUAUCCCUGUCAAACAACAGUGGCAAAAAUGUGGAACUGAAAUUUGUGGAUUCCCUCCGGAGGCAGUUUGAAUUUAGUGUAGAUUCUUUUCAAAUCAAAUUAGACUCUCUUCUCCUCUUUUACGAAUGUUCAGAGAACCCAAUGACUGAAACGUUUCACCCCACAAUAAUCGGGGAGAGCGUCUAUGGCGAUUUCCACGAAGCCUUUGAUCACCUUUGUAACAAGAUCAUUGCCACCCGGAACCCGGAGGAAAUCAGAGGGGGAGGCCUGCUUAAGUACUGCAACCUCUUAGUGAGGGGCUUUAGGCCCGCCUCUGAUGAGAUCAAGACCCUUCAGAGGUAUAUGUGUUCUAGAUUUUUCAUCGAUUUCUCAGACAUUGGAGAGCAGCAGAGAAAACUGGAGUCCUAUUUGCAGAACCACUUCGUGGGCUUGGAAGACCGCAAGUAUGACUAUCUCAUGACCCUUCAUGGAGUGGUGAAUGAGAGUACCGUGUGCCUGAUGGGACAUGAAAGAAGACAGACUUUAAACCUGAUCACAAUGCUGGCUAUCCGGGUGCUAGCUGACCAAAAUGUCAUCCCUAACGUGGCUAAUGUCACUUGCUAUUACCAGCCAGCCCCGUAUGUAGCAGAUGCCAACUUUAGCAAUUACUACAUUGCACAGGUCCAGCCAGUGUUCACAUGCCAGCAACAGACAUACUCUACUUGGCUACCUUGCAAUUAGGAAUCAUUUAAAAGUGUCCUGUGGGGAAGCCAUUUCAGACAAGAUAGGAAAAAAAAAAAAAAAAAAGAAAAAGGCUGAGUGACCGAGCCAUGAUUAGGGAUAUGUUUUGUGCAAUGAUGAUCUGCUCCUGGUUUUAAACUUGGCAAAGCUUGUGGAUCUUUUCCUAGGUAUGGGAGCAUGAUCUCAAAAUAACCCGCCCCACCACCACCGCCAACCUUCCCUCAUUCUCCUACCCAACUGGAUUCUGUCCUGAAACAAAAGAGACCUGUCAUUAAAAACAACCAGGUUCUCCUAAAAUAACAAGAGAAAAAAAGCUUGAUGACAAUAUGGGUUUGCAGUACCUGCUCCCAUAGCUUUGCCAUAGGAAAAAAAGACAAGUGGAGAGUUUCUUAUAAGACGGAAUUCACAAAAGGGAAAAUACAGAGGAAAAAAGGGUCUCACUCCAACGAAAUUAUCAAUUCAGGAGUUCAGAUAGUAACAACUGUACAGGAGGAAGGGGGACUCCAACAUUGGGAUUACUAUCUGAGGCUUGUAGCAAGUGCUUUCUGUGGAACUCUCCCAUUGCGCUAAUAGAAAUGGCUUGCUCUGAAUGAGCAGUAGUAGGGUGCAAUUCUCAUAACAAACAGCAGAACUUAUGAUGACACAAUCCAUUAUUUCCAGCUGCGUGCAUAGCUCGCAUUUUUUAAAUGUGAAAAUGCAAGCAAAAACAGCUGUAGCAAAGAAAGUAUGCUCAAGGACCAAAGAUUUAACAGAUAAAAAUACCCAAGUAGAAAAGAAAUAGAAUAUAUAAAGAGUUACUAUAUUUGUUACACACCAAUAUACAUCAAAGUGCCUGUUGCCUUCUGAAAAUUUGAAGUGGAGAAAUUUUAUGGUUUAAUGACUAUUUUAUCAGGGACUCAAGAAGAAAAUAAAACAACACAUAAGCUUGUGAAUGGUGGAGGAGAUGCCCUAUUUUUUCUUGACAAAUACUUGUAUAAAAUUAACCUUGUUGGUGUGAUAUUAUCCUAGGUACAUGUGUAUGUGUGUGUAUAUUAUGUGUAUAUAUAUACAUAUUUGUGAUAUGUGUAUAUACACACAAUACAUUGAUUAUGGUCUAGAAAAAUGUAGCAUAUAGGAAAUGUUUAAAUACUGUGUGCUUUUAUGUUUUCAACAGGAUGACAUGAGACGUGGGCAUAUUGCAGUGAUGAAUUAAAACCCACAUCUAAAAAAAUUAAAGCGAAUGAAGGAGGAAAACAAUUAAUAUAUUUGAUAGGAAGAGCAGAGAUUAUACAUUUUU
Molecule: messenger RNA, 2791 nt
Organism: Lagenorhynchus albirostris (white-beaked dolphin)
Lineage: Eukaryota; Metazoa; Chordata; Mammalia; Artiodactyla; Delphinidae
Gene: TENT5A
Product: terminal nucleotidyltransferase 5A
Exons: 3
Coding region: 160-1515 (451 amino acids)
Biological process (GO): mRNA stabilization
Molecular function (GO): poly(A) RNA polymerase activity; RNA binding
Source: RefSeq, a predicted model, not a curated record